Eupeodes corollae is the source of this 618-nucleotide messenger RNA. RefSeq lists its product as uncharacterized. The coding region runs from base 1 to 618 and encodes 205 amino acids. NCBI's taxonomy places the organism in Eukaryota, Metazoa, Arthropoda, Insecta, Diptera, Syrphidae. The record is from RefSeq and is a predicted model, not a curated record. The transcript has a single exon.
AUGGAGAAUAACUCGGAUCAUCUAAAUCAAAUACUACAAUUAUUCCGAGCCACACCGUUGUCUUCUGGGAAAAGUCCAGCAGAGCUGUACCUGCAUCGUCAGCUACGUAUUCGUUUAGAUGCGAUAAGACCUACUAAAGAGUUACCAUCAACUGUUCCACAAAAUGGUACGAUACGUAGUCUCAAAACUGGUGACCGAGUAACUGUUCGAGUUUACAGAAACAAUAAACCAGCAUGGGAACUAGGAUUCAUCACGCAAAAGUUGGGCUCAUUACAUUACAUUGUUAAAUUAGACAGUGGUUAUAUAUUUAAAAUACAUAUUGACCAACUCAGACUCGUGAAUGUCCCAGCUCCGAAGCCAACAAUCCAGAAGACUCCAACUCAACAACCUAUCGUACAAGAUCGUCGGACAGUUUCAUUUUCAGAUCAUGAUGUGAUAGUGUGCCAUCAUCCGGUAUCUCAAGCACCAUCAUCAACACAGGCUGCAACUGAAACUCCAACUUCACGUCCUCAAGCAUCAGCAGAAGCUGUAACUAGAACUGUACCUCCACAUCCAGUGGUCCACACUCCACGACGUUCAGGAAGACAAACCAAACGCCCUAUUAGAUUACAAUAUUAA